Messenger RNA from Corylus avellana, 1583 nucleotides. Its product is annotated as transcription factor bHLH25. NCBI's taxonomy places the organism in Eukaryota, Viridiplantae, Streptophyta, Magnoliopsida, Fagales, Betulaceae. Gene Ontology annotation, molecular function: protein dimerization activity. The record is from RefSeq and is a predicted model, not a curated record.
GUGAGCUAUAAAUAUUGAGGAAUCAGGCGGUCUCUAUCCUUCUAGUGAGAAGGAGGAAAAGGAAAGAUUUUAUCAGAACUAAAGGGAUCCUUCCUUGAACUCUUUUAAGCAGCAAAGGAGUUCUUCUAAUGGAGAUUUCUUCCAUGAGAGAGUUAUCUGAACUGGGUAUGGAGGAUCCUAGGUUCAUCAACCAGUGGCACACGAACUCUCUAGAUGAGCUCAGCAUGCUGCAACCAGCAUCCACUACAUUUGGAGAGAAUUUACAACAUUGUUUCAUGACUCACCCAAACUUCAACCACAGAAAUUCCAUGGGAACUUCUCAGACUGGAAUUGAUGGAACCAUGAAACAGCUCAAAGUCAACAGCUGGAAUAAUUCAUCCAAACUUGAUCAUGUAUCAUAUCCCCAACUUGCUUCUUCUGAUCCAACCAUUAAUCUAUCGUUUGCGGAUGCGAACUACACAAAUCACAUGGGUGUUUUAAAGCCUAAAGAGGAGGUAGUAUCUUCCCAAAUCAUGAAUACCCUUCCUUCUUGCCAGGGGGGUAAGAGGAUUAGCACAAGCACUAGACUUUCCCAAGCACAAGAUCACAUUAUGGCAGAAAGGAAAAGGAGAGAGAAGCUCAGCCAGCGGUUCAUAGCAUUAUCUGCUAUAGUUCCUGGCCUUAAGAAGAUGGACAAGGCUUCUGUUCUUGGUGAUGCUAUCAAGUAUUUGAAACAAAUGCAAGAGAGAGUGAAGACACUUGAGGAACAAACUAGGAAGAAGAACAUAGAAUCAGUGGUGUUUGUAAGGAAAUCUCAACUCUUCCUUGAUGGUGACAACUCUGCCUCAAAUGAAAGCCUCUCCAGCGACCCCCAUGAUGAGCAUCUACCAGAAAUUGAAGCAAGAUUCUGCGACAAAAAUGUCCUCAUAAGAAUUCACUGUGAAAAAAGGAAAGGAUUGCUAGAGAAAUCGGUGGCUGAAGUUGAAAAGCUCCACCUGACAGUCAUCAAUAGCAGUGUCAUGACAUUUGGGAGUUCUGCUCUUGAUAUCACUAUUAUUGCUCAGAUGGAUGAGGAAUUCAGCAUGUCUGUGAAGGAUCUUGUAAGGAAUCUCCGACCGGCUUUCGAGUUGAUCAUGUGAAAAGAAGUUGGAAUUUGAGCUAAUAUAUAAAAGCCUCUUAUAAAGUUUCUUUGCUGCUGCUGCUGGAAGCUUCAGAGGACAGGAAUAAUCCUCAAAAACACAAGAAGUCAAAGUCUUUCAAGUUUUCUGCUUACAAGGCCUGUAAUGCUCUACCAUAUUAGACCAUCUAGUUUUAAGCUUGUUUGCUGUGAGAUCCCUUUUGAAGGUGGGUUUUUCUUUAUUGAAUUUUUGCAUGGUUAACUCUUGGCCAUGUUGAAAUUCUCACCUGUUCAAAAAGAGUGAUAUCACAGUUUGUUUGGGGUUUUCUUUUUGGGAGUGGUUGAAGAGGGAAUAUGGCUUUUUUGGUGUGUAGACAAACAGGCUUCUGUUUCAGUAGUUACUUAGUCAUGUUUUAGAGGCAUCUUGAUAACUCUUAUGGAGCCUCUUUUUCCUUGUAAUGUCAUUAGAUUGUAACACUUUGAUAAU